AUGGAGCUUGAUGCCAAAAGGUGGCCUGAUGCUCAGAACGACGAUCCCUCUGCAUUCUACAAGGUUCCGUUCUCUAGAGUUGUAUACAUUGAUCAAUCCGACUUCAGAAUGAAGGAUUCAAAAGACUACUAUGGACUCGCCCCUGGUAAAUCAGUCUUGCUAAGAUACGGGUUCCCUGUCAAGUGCACCAACGUUGUCUUUGCUGAUGACAAUGAAACAAUUCAUGAGAUUCAUGCAGAGUAUGACCCUGAGAAAAAGACAAAGCCAAAGGGUGUUCUACACUGGGUUGCUGAAUCUUCCCCAGGAAAGGAGCCCAUAAAGAUCGAAGUCCGGUUAUUUGAGAAACUCUUCAACUACGAGGCAUUUAUGACUUUCUAG
Raphanus sativus (radish) is the source of this 378-nucleotide messenger RNA. Its product is annotated as glutamine--tRNA ligase, cytoplasmic. The record is from RefSeq and is a predicted model, not a curated record. Gene Ontology annotation, cellular component: cytosol; cytoplasm. Lineage: Eukaryota; Viridiplantae; Streptophyta; Magnoliopsida; Brassicales; Brassicaceae. The transcript is spliced from 4 exons. Bases 1 to 378 code for a protein of 125 amino acids. Gene Ontology annotation, molecular function: ATP binding; glutamine-tRNA ligase activity. Gene Ontology annotation, biological process: glutaminyl-tRNA aminoacylation; translation.